Molecule: messenger RNA, 4076 nt
Organism: Etheostoma spectabile (orangethroat darter)
Lineage: Eukaryota; Metazoa; Chordata; Actinopteri; Perciformes; Percidae
Gene: cnih2
Product: cornichon family AMPA receptor auxiliary protein 2
Exons: 7
Coding region: 1158-1610 (150 amino acids)
Biological process (GO): vesicle-mediated transport
Source: RefSeq, a predicted model, not a curated record
GAGAGAGCAACUAAGAGAGAGGGAGGAAGACAGAGCAAUGCUAUUGGUUGACCGUUAUAACAUCAAGCGUGAUAGAAAUAUUUCUCUCGCAGUCUAAGAAAAAGAGGUAGAGACAGAGACAGUAGACUCAGGAAACACAUGCAGGUCUGUUUUCAAAAAGUAGUAGUAGAAAAAGGACUUUAGAAGAAAGAAAGAAAGGCAAAUGAGAAAGGGGGAGCUAGAGGUGGACUAAUUAACUUAUGACUUCUGAGGGUUAUGGAGAUUUUUGCUUAUGAAGAGAAGAGAUUUCUAAGUCAGAGUACAUGCGACUCAAAAUGUAGAUUCUGCAGGUUUCUGGUUAAAUUCCCCCCCUUCCCCCCCACCCGAGAAUUUAUUACCCUGCACGUCAGCAUAGACAAAUCUCAAUGAUUUUGGAGAAAUCUGAGGGAUGCGUCUGAGGGAAAGAUGCAGAGCAGAGAAUUGUGACAUGGUGCCGACCCAAAUUGACAGAGACAAGGACAGAUUGGACUGCUCGGUGGCAGACACGUCUCCAACCAGACACAGAGCAACAGAUGAACUGAAAGCCAUACGACAAACUACUGAAGUAUCACAAGCCAUAACCAUCUCAGACCAUAAUCCUCAGCGUUUUUAGUAUCGACAAGAAUCCUGUGCUUCUGCUGUCAGCGUGUCACUCAGACUCUUUGAGGCUUGCGUUGCUGUGAGCAAAUCAAAAUGUGUAGGCUUUGUCUAAAAAGAAACUACAUGGAGGAGGAGGAAAAGGAGACAGACAUCUUGCCUGUGAGAGACUAAUAAAAGAGCAUCAAGCCAACGAGAGACAACUGUGGCUAUGAACAGACAAAUAAGUGCUUCCUAAAUCAAAGCAUUAACUCAGUGGUCGUGCUGCUGUCACACAAAAAAGAGACAAAGACAUGAGUGGAAGACCGGGAAGCCAAGCAGGUUAUUGAUUGUUACUAAAACUGCUCUACCUACCUGGACAACACAGACUCCUCCUCGCAUCGGAGGGGGAAAACAGACAAUAACCUCCACUAAAAGGAGGGAGGGCGAUCGCCAGAUAGAGAAAGAGAGCAGGGGAGAAAUCCCCUCUCUCUCUCUCGACCCAUCUCGUCGUCAGGCUGGCGGACUCUGCCGUGGCAUUCACCUUUGCGGCCUUCUGCUACAUGCUCACCUUGGUGCUGUGCGCUGCUCUCAUCUUUUUUGUCAUAUGGCAGAUCAUCGCAUUUGAUGAGCUUCGCACAGACUUCAAAAACCCCAUUGAUCAGAGCAAUCCCACCAGAGCGAGGGAAAGGAUUCUAAACAUUGAAAGAAUCUGCAACCUUCUCCGUAAAUUGGUGGUACCGGAGUACUCCAUCCACGGGCUCUUCUGCCUGAUGUUCAUGUGUGCUGGAGAGUGGGUCACACUUGGCCUAAAUAUCCCGCUGCUCUUCUACCAUCUGUGGAGGUUUCUUCAUCGGCCAGCUGACGGGUCAGAGGUCAUGUAUGAUCCCGUCAGUGUGAUGAACGCCGACAUUCUCAAUUACUGCCAGAAGGAGUCCUGGUGUAAGCUGGGUUUUUAUCUGCUCUCUUUCUUCUAUUAUCUCUACAGUAUGGUCUAUGCCUUGGUGAGCUUCUAACAGACAGGAUGUCUGGAAGAAUAAAAGGAAGUAUGUGGAAUAAAUGGAGACAUCAACUAUUCCUCCCCUUAUGUAUCCUUCCCAUCACUGGCUUGGGUUUUCAACAACCUAACCCUGGACCAAACAAGAAGACCAAUCUGUGUGAUAAUGUGAAUGUAAAGGCCUCCACUCGAUUAUAUCGCUUUAACCUUAGACUGCUGUCGGAACAUGGACACAGUUUUGAAGGAUUGAAACGAAACAGAACGAGGACGCAGCAGGUGUGUUGCCUUUGACCCAUUAAACAAAUUAACAAUAUAUUUCUGAAGGGCUGGAGUUUUCCCAUGCUGCGCUUGCUGAUCCAGUCGCUCAACUCACUGUGAAUCUCCAAACACUUAGGGGCUGGAAAACAACAAAAUGUGUCUGUACUCUUUGACUUUGAGGAUUAUUUUGGUAUCAUUCCAUGUAUUUAGGAUGAUAGACACCUCGAAUAUCAAACCACUGCUUUGAUUGUGGUACAGGUACAAACAACUGGAAGAAACAGGUUAAAUUGUACAGGAGGACUUUACACUGUAAGAAAUGCAGAAGGCCUGGGAGGGGAAUAACAGUUUGGUGUGUGCACUUUUAACGAGGAUAGAGAUAAAGCAUAGACCAACAAAACAUCUCCUUGACGCCAGCCUCUGCCAAAAGUCAAAUUCCAUACUGUAACAAAAACAAUGAAUUAAUCAUAAGUUUGACUGCAAGGGUCAGUGCUUGUAAUGUGUGUUCAAAAUAAGUAUGUCCAUAGCUGUAAGGGCGUAUUUCCUGCUAGGUUCACGCUUAUGAAAGAGCAUCAUGCUCAGACAUUUAAUGCCAAAAGUUUAUGUCUGGAAAAACAUUGUGCCAAAUAAAAUAAAAUAGGACAAGUGAAAAGAAAAGUGACGAUGCAGUAUCUUCAUGUAUGUGCAAAGGCACUGUCGUGUCUUUUUCUUCACUUACUGUAACACAUUUCAUUUUGUGACAAUGCUUUUUUUCUUGAUAAAAAUAGAAAGAAACUUAGUUUGGUUGGUUUUUAGUUUGCAGGGAGCGCCUUAUUCCUAUUUCCAGUUUACUCUUACUCAUCUGCAUCUAUACUAUAGUCAUUUUAGCACAGAAACCUUUUCUCUGAUCCGAGGUAGAAUAUAGAAAUUUCAUGUACAAAAAGCAAUUAAAAACAGCAAACUAUCAAUGUGAUAUGAUAUUCAGUGUAAGUAUUAGUGAGUGGGACACAAGUGGCAGAUGAUACAAUAAUGACUCUAUGACAACGUUUCCGUUAUUUCAGAAGUGUAAAAAUAUGAAAGUCAUCUUAACACAUCUACUUUCAUACAGUUUCAGAAGGGACAGGCGUAAUAUGUUGCUGAUGACUAAAAUCUGUAACAGCAAAGCCUGUCCUCAGCUGGUGUUGCCUUUUACUAUCAUGUGUUCAUUAGUUUGAUCUAUUAGUAGAUAAGUGAUGGUUCAAAUGUGUGAUUUUAACAUCGAUAGAAAAACAAACAAAGAGAACAAACUGUGAUGUUCGUCAUACACCGGCUUUACAUGUAAUAAAUGGUAGUAAUGACACAUCUGGUAUAUAAGCUGUGGGACUCACUUAGGACAAUAAGGUCUUAUUGAAGCCUAUUGAAGUAGUUUCUAAUUAUUUCAAAAGAAUUCCUAAACUAAAACAUAAAGAUUUAACACUAGUUGUGUCACUGAUAUGAAGUAUUUUUUUCAUUCUUCAACAGGCAAAACUUAAACAGAGAAGACAGAAUACUUAAGAUUAUUGCUAUUACUACACAAAUAAUUUAACUAUACAUUUUGUGUAUGUUAGCAGGGGCGUCGGACCGGGGGAGGGGGGGGAAGGCCCCAAAAAGAAGCCAGAAUAGAGAAUAGAGAAUGCCUUUCUACAGGACCCAGUAUGAUAUGCUACGCCCCUAUGUGUUAUUAAUAUUAAUAACAUAUUAAUGACUAGCUUUAAAUACGUUUCAAUAGGAAGCAACUAUGAAUACCAACAUGAAUCAAAUAGCAACAGGCUGACAUUAUUCUAUUUUUAGUUAGUGUCAAUAAAUCCCAUGAAGUGACAAAACCAACAAUGUGUUCAUAUUCUGGACUUCCCUAUUCUGUCUGUGGCACUCAGCUCCAAUCUGUUUCUACUACAGCUUAUGAAACAGGUUACAAGUUUACUGUGUAAUCUUAAAGGUUAACUCAUUUCCUCAAACAGCCGGCCACUGUACUUUUUUUUCCGGAAAUGUCACUUAAAGAAGAUUAAAUAGAACAUUUCUUGGGGACUAUUUUCAGCCGGGGAUUGAUACAUGUUUCUGCAAUCCUGAGAAUUUACAGCUGCAGGACGGUGUUUGUUAUAGAAUAUAGAUUAUAGAACAUCACAAGUAUUAUCUUUUAAAUGAGAGUUUUAUUCCCUAUCAAACUAAUGUUCAAAAUUCAUCUGUAGUGACUGAGUCAUACAGUACAUUACAUAUGUAAAGUACACCAAUUAAA